Molecule: messenger RNA, 567 nt
Organism: Purpureocillium lilacinum
Lineage: Eukaryota; Fungi; Ascomycota; Sordariomycetes; Hypocreales; Ophiocordycipitaceae
Source: RefSeq, a predicted model, not a curated record
AUGGGUAGCCUGGCCACGACGGCGGGAAGCACACGAGGACUUCGUUCGUCCCCGAAACGCGCGCGCUUCGCCGUUGGGUCGUUCCGAGCGUUGGUCGCACUGGCACGCCGAGAAGCCAACGUCAGUUGUCAGAUGCGCCGGACCGCAGGCGACAAACGGUCUGGAAGCGGCAGGAGUUUAAUAAUGGCAGCGAAGAAGCAAAGGUCAGGGACCCGAAGCCGUGGGCGGAUUCCGACCCCGGAUGGGAACCUGCCGUGGCCGAGUCCAAUUCCGGACGGAAGCCCAUGGGUCGCUCGACUUGCAGCUCCUGUCAUUUGGCACAGACAGGCGGUGCAACCGCGCGCGAGCUGGACGAGGAGGAGGGUGCGGCACUCGGUAUCUGGUACAUUCGUACGCCCUCGCACAACCGCGGGUGAGCUCGCCAUGGGAUGCUGGGCGGCCGCUGUCGCUGGACCAAACGACAGCCGGCGUCCCAGCUACCAGGAAGCGGGUCGACUAUCCACGAUCCGUCAGAGGCUUAAUUAUGCAGUCAGCCAGUGUCGACUCGCCCUGAGGAAUCACUACUAA